Messenger RNA from Culex quinquefasciatus (southern house mosquito), 1645 nucleotides. Its product is annotated as dynein heavy chain 2, axonemal-like. Gene Ontology annotation, molecular function: minus-end-directed microtubule motor activity; dynein intermediate chain binding; dynein light intermediate chain binding. Bases 42 to 1610 code for a protein of 522 amino acids. Gene Ontology annotation, biological process: microtubule-based movement. NCBI's taxonomy places the organism in Eukaryota, Metazoa, Arthropoda, Insecta, Diptera, Culicidae. The record is from RefSeq and is a predicted model, not a curated record. Gene Ontology annotation, cellular component: motile cilium; dynein complex; axoneme. The transcript is spliced from 3 exons.
CGGUGCUCUUGACUAGUAACGAUGCUGUAGGGAAGAGUGCAAUGUUAAAACACAUACUACUUGAAAUGCAAGUCAAAACUCAAGCAACUUGUGUUACAAGUUUCAACAGCAAUACAAGCUCGAAUCGUUUGAUGAAAAUUCUUCGUUGGAAUACCAUGAAGAUUUCAAAAGAAAUAGUCUAUCCAAAAGACAGAAAGAACUUGAUAUGGUUUCUGGAUGAUCUUCACAACGUUCUUAGUGAUAAGACUGAUAGCACUGAAUUUUUGAGACAUUUCAUUGAGCAUAGAGCAUGGAUUGAUAACAAAUGCCCACAACGUCUGCAGCAAACACAAAUUAUAGCGGCUAUGAGAAACAGUUAUCCCUUGCACACGUUCCCUUCAAGCACAAUACGAUUGUUAAACAAGUUUCAUACAAUCAGUUACAACUCCUGCAGUGACGAAUCAAAUGCAACUAUAUUUAGAAACAAAAUGAUGGCCGCGAUUAAGGCUAUUGCACCAAACAAGUUUAUUGAUGUACUGGUACCUGCAACUAUUGAUUUUGUACGAUCGCUUGCCAUUCAGCUACCAGCAACUCCAAUCAAACCACGCUAUCAGUUUUCGCUGAAAACUGUUGACAGAAUUUUACAUUCGAUGUGCAUUUUUUGUCCCAACAUCUGUCAUUAUGAGAAAAAUCCAUUGCUGAGGCUUUGGAUUCAUGAAUGUUUUCGGGAAACAUGGGAUUUACUAGAUAACGUUGAUUACAAGCUGUAUUAUGAAAUCUUCAAUGACACCAUCUCCAAACACUUUGAAGCUACCCUGCACAGCAUUUGUCCGGGCAAUAAAAGUCCACUGUUUUGUGAUGUAUUGAAUCAGGAAGGCAGCUAUGAAGAUGUGAAGGAAACCAAUCAAUUGAUGCAAUUUGCAGAGAAAGCUACCAAUUCGAAUGCAGAUUCAAAGACUAUCGUGUAUCAAGAAGCCGUAGAACACGCAGCUAAACUCCUUCGUAUUAGUCGUAUCAGAAAGGGACAUAUGGUGUUGGUUGGUGAAAUUGGCAGCGGCCGGCAUACGAUAUGUGAUCUAGCUACAAGCAUCCUAAACCACCAAACUGUAUCAAAGAGCAGUCAAACAGCUAUGGACCAAAGAGAAACUAUUUACCACCAGCUUAGAUUUACGAAUGAUGAUUCUGAAGAUGUAGUAGACAAAAAGGUCGGACAUCUUUUUGAUUUGGCAGCAACGAAUCGUGUGAUAUGCCUUGUUUUAGCUGAUGAUACUGCGAAUUUAAACCAUUAUUUCUUAGAAUUUCUUAAUGGUUUCGUAGUAAAUGAUUCCAUAUCAGGCUUCUUAUCACAAAAAGUGUUUGAAGAUGUAAACGUGCUGGCAGCGAUAAAAAAUAACUUACACUUUGUAUUAUGUCUACCCAUGAACACAAAACCUUACAGAUAUCUUUUGAACACAUACACGUCACUUUUGACCAGUACAACAACAAACUGUAUCCAUUCUCUAACAGAAAUGAGUUUAAUGGAAGUAGCAAAACUAUUUUUCAAAAUGCACAUAAUUUUUGAUGUACCUGUUUCAUGUCAAGAAACAUUGAAAGUUGAUACCGAGCCAACGGUGAGACAAAUAAUUAUUUAAAAAGUAAAUCUAUUUUUUUUUCUUUAUACUUUGAA